AUGAAGUUCAUCCUUCUCACAUUGCUUCCUCUUCUUUGUCUCGCUUAUCCACUCCCUGAUAUUCUCCCAUCCAUUCCACAACUUCGUAAAGUACAAUCCACUGCUGUCAAAGGAAAGUUGUUGUGUGAUGGAAAGGGAUACGAAAAAGCUCGCCUGAAGCUCUACGAGGUUGAUCCAAUCAAAGACACCCUGAUGUCAGAAGGAUUGACAAACGCUGAAGGAGAAUUUGAACUUUCUGGAAAUGACACCGAGUGGACAAAGAUUGACCCAAAACUCAACAUCUACCACAAUUGUCAUGAUGAAGCUAUUGAGUGCUGGAGAAAAGUUGAAAUUGUAAUCCCAGAUGAUUUUAUCACCGAAGGAGCAAACCCAGCCAAGACUUUCGACAUUGGAAUCCUCAACAUCAACGCAGUUCUUCCAGGAGAAUCUCGUGACUGCCUUAACUAG
Caenorhabditis remanei is the source of this 447-nucleotide messenger RNA. RefSeq lists its product as uncharacterized. The transcript has 3 exons. The record is from RefSeq and is a predicted model, not a curated record. The coding region runs from base 1 to 447 and encodes 148 amino acids. Gene Ontology annotation, cellular component: cell surface. Lineage: Eukaryota; Metazoa; Nematoda; Chromadorea; Rhabditida; Rhabditidae.